Molecule: messenger RNA, 3917 nt
Organism: Anarrhichthys ocellatus (wolf-eel)
Lineage: Eukaryota; Metazoa; Chordata; Actinopteri; Perciformes; Anarhichadidae
Gene: zc3h10
Product: zinc finger CCCH-type containing 10
Exons: 2
Coding region: 1359-3032 (557 amino acids)
Biological process (GO): regulation of RNA splicing
Molecular function (GO): RNA binding; metal ion binding
Source: RefSeq, a predicted model, not a curated record
UAUGCAAUAAUGUAGUAAACAGACCAGGGCUGUGAGGAAUUGCCAUAAAACACGUCUGGUUAACGUUGCAGCCAUAUACAUUUCAGUGAACGAGAGCAGGGCGUUUCUGCGUGGGAGUCCCUCGGCUAAUGUCUGGAUCCUGUUUCUAGUUUAUAUUUGGUAAGACUACUUUAGCAUUUAGCCAGUUAGCUAGAUAGCAUUCGCUAGCUAGUGUAAGUCUUAAAUGGGAAGGCUUAGCUACUUAUUUAGGUAGGCUAACGUUACAUGAUACGAGUGCUCUUUAUUUACUGACAGCUAACGUUACGCUGUACAAUGGAGCGUCGCAUGGUGUGAAUCCAAUGUUUCGUCUUUUUCACCAAACCAGUGGCAACAACAACAACAAUGCUGACGUUACUUAUUAUUUACCAGGUUGUGUCACGUGCUAAAAGGCUAGAUGGAGAUGAACUGCGACUCACAAAAGAAGUGUACGAUAUCGGGAGGGGGCAGCAGCAGAGGGCGAUGAUUAAAAAGCAGCUGUCAAGUCAGACAGUUUCCACUAAGCUUCAAAGAUAGACAGGAAGUUAUGGAAAUAGUUACAUCCUGUUAGAUGUCAUAGUUAGGCUACCUGUAGUUUGCAGACCACGUUUGGAUAAUUUGUAAUGACAUAUGUGGAAAUGUAUAUUUUAUUCUUUACCUUGUAAAGCACAUUGUCAUUGCUGCUAUAUGAAUAACCUUUAUUGUUAUGAUCAACCACACAAUAUUUACCCUCAUUGCACAGCAUGAGACUAAUAGCAAACAAUCUAGUGGUGAAUAUUACAUCUACAUAGAUGAUUAUAAUUUUCUAUAAAACAUAGUGUUUGUUGUCAAAACCAAGGGCAAAUCAGCUCUUUGACCAGGCAUUUCCCAUCAUGCCCUGGGUCUUGCAGUAGGUGUAGAGCAACUGCAGCGCCUUGCUCUAUAAACUGCGGCUGCCUCUAUCUUAUGAGGCUUUAGUUACACACUUGUGCAUGAUGUCAGAGCAAUAUGAGAUCAAGUUGGACAAAAAUCGAACCGGCAUGCAUUGUGCGGCAAUAGCCGGUGAUUGAUUCUGCACUUGCCUGGCUCAUCACAAACUAGUCUAACAUUUCAGCCAAAGCCAGCCAUGUCCAGUUGAACCACACAUGCUCCUCCAGGAUCUGUCAUAUUCUCCUGUAACGUGACUUGGAAAGCUAAUAUCUAAACUAUGUUUUUGUCUUGCAGAUCUUUGAAUUGGAAAUUGCACUACUCCAAGGAAAAUCUAUUCAUGACUUGUUUAACUCUGUAUGUGAAUGUUUGGCAGGUCAUGUCUGCCCCCCUCCCACACAUGAGUGCUGUUUUCUCCUUGAGCUGGGCCAAGCGUUAUGCCUGACCGGGACAGCUCCUACCUGUCAGGUGGCGGUGGGAGUGGUGGUAGUCUGGGUGAGGAAGGAGGACCUGGAUCUAGUUUGGCAGGGGCCACGGCGGAGGGCAGAGGUGGUUCAGGAGGAAGUCUCGGGGGCAACCUCUCUGGCUCUGGGAGCAUGGGGGGUGGAGGGGCGCUCGGAAAUGGCAACAGCAGUGGGAACAGUGGAGGUGGGGGGCAAGGUGCAGGACUGGAAGUGGGCGGUGUCUGCAGGGACUUCAUACGCAAUGUCUGCAAGAGAGGAAAGCGCUGCCGCUUUAGACACCCGGACUUUAAUGAGGUGCCGGACUUGGGAGUGCAAAAGAAUGAAUUUGUCUUCUGUCAUGACCACCAGAACAAGGAGUGUAUGCGCUCCAGCUGCCGCUUUGUCCAUGGAUCUAAAGAUGAUGAGGACUAUUACAAGAAAACAGGAGAGCUACCCCUCAGACUAAGAGGGAAAGUUGCAGCACGACUGGGCCUGUCCCCAAUGGAUCUCCCCCACAGCCGUGGGGAAGUCCCUAUCUGCAGAGACUUCCUGAAGGGGGAGUGCCAGAGGGGUAAUAAGUGUAAAUUUCGCCAUGUCCAAAAAGACUAUGAAUAUGAGCCAUCCGGGGUUGGAGUGGGUGGUGUUAUAGGGCCAGGUACCAGUGGAAUGGUGAAUGCUGGGGGAGGGAUAGGUGGGGGAGGAGCAGGUGCCUGUGGAGGAAUGCAAGGACUUGUGGGAGGUGGAGGUGGAAGUAACAUGAUGGGGAUGGGGAUGGGGAUGGGUUGCCCCAGCCUGGCUGGUUGCAGAGAUCCAGGUGUCCCAGGAGUCGGGGGGGUAGGUGGAGGUGGGAUGAGUACUUGUCUGUCCAUAGGUUCUACAGGGCCACGGCGCUUUGACAGGAGCUCAUGCUCAGUGUAUGACCCUCUGCUGGAAAGCGGGCUGUUUGAUGCAAGCUCCCUAGAGGCCUCCAUGGACCACACGGCUCUACACUUGAAGAGGCGGCGGUUGGAGGGGCUGCGCCUAGCUGAUGUGAGCGGAGGUGCGCACUACGAGCUGGGAGUUCAAGCCACCUUGCAACCACGCUCUCUGGAGUUCAGGUUCCUGGAGGAGGAGAACUCCCUACUGAGGAGGAGAGUAGAGGAGUUAAAGAAGCAGGUUUCAAAUCUCAUUGCCACAAAUGAGGUUCUUCUGGAGCAGAACGCCCAGUUCCGAAGCCAGGCCAAGGUGAUGACGAUGUCUUCCACUCCUGCACCCACUGAGCAGAUUCUGGUGCCCCCCUUGGGUGCAAUAAGUUCCUACAAUCAUAGCAUUGCUCAGACUCACACCACCCUGAGCAGCGCCGGACUGCAACCUCGGUCUCUCAUCCAGCACGACCUGGUAGCAUCUACCGGCGCCCCUUCGGCUGCCCAGAGUAACGCUGCCCCGCCUCCAGCCCCUCUGCCUCACCUCAACCCUGAGAUCACCCCGCUCUCCGCCGCUCUUGCACAGACCAUUGCCCAAGGGAUGGCGCCACCUGUUUCUAUGGCGACAGUGGCUGUAUCUGUGGCUCCGGUGGCAGUGUCCAUGACGCAGCCCAUGCCCGGCAUCACCAUGAGUCAUGCCACCACCCCGAUGGUGUCGUACCCCAUCGCGAGUCAAAGCAUGAGAAUCACCACUCUGCCUCAUUAACUGAUUAAAGGCAGGACUGUAGCAUCCUUAACUGUGAUUUUUAACAUAGAUGGCCUUCUUUUAUGUGUAGGGUACUGAACUGAUGACAGAAGUAGUAGACACUUGUACCUCUCCACCAGGGGGCGAUAUGAAGACUCCCCUCAGUCUGUGUUGUGUGGAAACAUUACAAAGACUUUUUUUCAUACAGACUUGACUUACCUGUGAACAGUUUGGUAUGAAAGAGAUCUUUUCAAACGCCUGCAGAUAAAUUGAAAAUGUAUGAGGUCAUCCAUAUUGUUUGAACCAUUUCUGCAACACUGCUUUGCAGUCCUUGUGGGGACAUGACGAUUUUGGAAGCAGUUUGUGUUGACAUUGUUGUGGAUUGCUCUGGUGUCAAUUUACAAAAAUAAUAACCAACUCAACAAUGACUCCUGCGUUAUCUGUCACUUUGUUUUAAUUUUUUUUUUUUUUUUAACAGCUGCCCUCUUCAGUUCACAUUUACUUGUAUAUACUCGGGUAAAAUGCUCAUGUUUACAUCCCCAUUGCUGGAGUUGUUUGGGUGGAGUCACACUGUGUAAACUUGAAUAUAAUACCCGUUGCUUCUCCAGUAGCCUCAUAUCCGUGUGGCUCUUUAAACAAGUGGAGUGUGUGGUGUUGGUGUACAAUGGGAAUCAUGGCCUGGUGCUUGUGCGGUCUCACCGGAUCUAAGGGAUCGAGGAGAAUGUCCACUCGGCUGUUUUUAGAAUAGACUGGAGCAGCAGAAAGACCACUGACCAGGGGUGCUGGUGGGUUAACGACUUGACAGGAAGAAGUGAGGUAUUUGAUAUAUUAUGCAUUGUCCCACUGGUACAGUUUAAGUUGUAUUUGAAUAAGUAAGUGGAGAAUCUCGCUUUUCGGUAACAUAAU